UCUUUUUUUUCCACCCGGUGCACGUAACGCCAUGCUUACGGUUGACGCCGAGGGCUGGAAAAUUUCGUCACGGUAUUUCUUUGCUGUUGCUGCUGUUGUUUUUUAUUUCUCUCCACAAGACUGCAAGGUUCUCUGUGCAGCUCGGGCUGAGUGAGGGCACUGCCUGCUGUGACAUCCUAUGGUCACCGGCUGCGUUUUUAGGCUGAACUGCCUGUGCGAAAGCAGUAAUUUUGGUAUAGGAAAUAUUUAUCUUGACUGAGCCAAAGGCAGUCUGUGGUGUCUGAGUUGCAGGAGCCCUAGGGCAAGAAUUAACAUCUUGUUUGUGCUUGGAAGUAAGAGUGGCAUUCUGGUGAGAACAAUUCUUACUGUAUGUCAGUCGAAAAUGGAAAAGCCUCCUUUGACUUUUGAAGAAUUCCUACGAUCUCAAGACUUGAAGGACUGGCCAACAUAUGUCGGUUUGGAUGAGCCUCAUUCUUUGGUGGAUAACUUAAGAAAAGACUGUUCCUUCAACGCUGUCUCUAAGAGGCUGUAUGAACAUGCUCCACUGACCGUCACUUCGCUCUCAGAUUUGGAGAAGAGAAUGAACACAUGCCUUAUUGAACUAAAGAAACAUGCUGAAAGAAUCUUCUCAUUACAGUGCGGACCAACGUCUCUAGAAGAACAGCUAAUUGCCCCUGAACAGAAGAUUCCUACUGAGCAAAUUGAUUCAGAGCUUCUGACUUGGGAAAGUGAGACGAGGAAAACAAAGGUUGCCAAACGCAUUACUGAGGAGUCAAAGGGUGGAAAUGUAGAGGUCUAAAACCAAGGAAACAUGUAUGGAAUAAAUAGUGUCUUGAAAGCUGUAAGUUUACCACUGUAAAUGGUAACAGUAAAGGUGCUACUGCUGACUUACCAACGAGUGAAUCUGCCAGAUCCACAGCAGCUCGUAAGUCUUGUAAAUAUUUUUAAACUCACAGUGCACGUUAUGUUUAUGCGUAUUUUAAUGUAACUUACAGUACGUUGCAAAAUCUAAUUGUCAACAUAAAUUAUUAGUAAUAUUUUCACUUUAACUUUGCACAGAAUCAAAAUGUCAUAGCAAUUAUAAAUAAAUGGAUUGGUCAUUUCCUCUGAUCCUGUUAACAGCUAUUCUUUUGGUAUUCUUUCUCUAGCACAUUUCUCAUUUUCAUUCUUUAUUGCAUUCUGUUUUCUAUCUCUUUGUCUUCUCUGUCCUGGUGAAUCAGAUAUUUGGCUGUAUUAUUCUAUGGUGGUAGAUGGCUGUCCUUUCUCAUUGCUGCUAUAUUAACAUCUUCCUUCACAGUUCUUGUACUGAUGCUGCUUCUCACUUGCUCCCUUUCUGAAUGUUUUGUUUCUUCAAGUUAGCCAGAUUAUGGUGAUUAUGGGAUAUGGUUUAGUGAGAACUGUUGGUGAUAGGUGGAUGGUUGGACUGGAUGAUCUCAUAGGUCUUUUCCAAUCUUGGUGUUUCUGUGAUUAUUCUAUCUUCUAUCAUUUCUCCCAUGUCUGAAGUUUCUGUUUUCCUUCCUCCUUUAUUCUGCCAGUCUUUUCUUUCUACUCUUAGUCUUCCUUCUGUCCCCAAAGCUUUUCCAAUAUUUGCCUUUUCCUAUCAUUUUUUUCAUGUGCUCAUGUGAUUAUGUACUUUUGUGGAUUUAGAUCACUCCACCAUGACCAAGGUAAGGAAACUUGAUUUUUGUUGUAAAACAAUUCAGAGGAAAACAUCUGUGUGAAAACUUACAGAUUUGCCAGUCUUAAAGAUAAGUUGAAGAAAAAAAUCAGAAAUUCUUUAGUGAUGGAAUCAACCUGAAUGGGGUAAGAUGUCUGUGUGCAGAUCCCCAGCCUCUGCUGUUUUCAAUGAUACUACUCUGAGAAAUUUUCCCAACAGUUAUGUUAAAUGGUUAGGAAAAGAUAGAGGCUUCUCUCAUAUUUAUUAAUGUUAAGGAGAGAAUGUUUGGAGUAUGAUGUAAUCAGGAAAUCCUAAAUCAGUGAAAUAGUACAGAAGUAUCAGAGGCAAGGAAGUCUUCUAGCAAGUGCCAUCAUUUCCCCACAAACUUGCUCUUGUAAUGUAGAUGCGAGACAGCUGUGUGAAUGUUUAUGGGUGCAAUGCACUGAGCAACAAGGAAGAGUUGCUCUUGAGAGCUCACUGAAGGAUUUGUUCUCUACAAAUGAAUUCUUUGCAGAAUCUGUGUGUGGAUUGGCUACACACCUCUGUGGCUUAGUAAAAUGAACUAGUUCACUGUCAUUAUAUACU
This is a messenger RNA of Meleagris gallopavo (turkey), 2242 nucleotides long. NCBI's taxonomy places the organism in Eukaryota, Metazoa, Chordata, Aves, Galliformes, Phasianidae. The record is from RefSeq and is a predicted model, not a curated record.